AUCUAAAGCCUUGAAGACAUACCACCGAAACCAUGGCUAGGCUGUCAGCUUUCCAAUUCACAAUUUUCUCCCUCCUCUCUUCCUUUGCCUUGAUCUUAGUUUCUGGAGAAAAUUUAGGGUUUCACAGCACCGUGGACCGUAAGCUUCUCGGGCUGCAGAAAGAAAAGCUCACCCACGUUCGCUUAUACUGGCAUGACAUUGUUGGUGGGUCCCAUCCCUCUGCCUUAGAGGUUGUCCCAGCACCCUCCAAUAAGUCCCAGACGAAUUUUGGGUUAGUGAGAAUGUUUGAUAAUGCACUAACUGAAGGUCCUGAGUUGAGCUCAAAAUUGGUGGCUAGGGCUCAAGGGUUUUACGGAUUUGCAGGGCAGGUGGAGCUCAGCCUGCUGAUGGCACAGAACUUUGCUUUUGUUGCAGGUGAGUUUAAUGGAAGCACCAUAACUUUGCUAGGAAGAAAUUCAAUUUUAAACAAGGUGAGGGAGCUGCCUGUGAUUGGUGGAAGUGGGGCUUUCAGGUUUGCUAGGGGUUAUGCUGAAUUGAGAACUCACACUUUUAAUCUCACCUCAAGUGAUGCUAUUGUGGAGUAUAAUAUUUACGUGUUGCAUUAUUGAUCAUGGGUUUUGGAAUUUGAUUUGGCCAUUGCUUGGUUGUAAUUGAAUUGUGACAAGUUUAUAUAAGUAUUUCAAUAAAAUAAUUAAAUUUUCUUUGACCAACCUAAA
Molecule: messenger RNA, 716 nt
Organism: Malus domestica (apple)
Lineage: Eukaryota; Viridiplantae; Streptophyta; Magnoliopsida; Rosales; Rosaceae
Product: dirigent protein 22-like
Source: RefSeq, a predicted model, not a curated record